Molecule: messenger RNA, 711 nt
Organism: Camelina sativa (false flax)
Lineage: Eukaryota; Viridiplantae; Streptophyta; Magnoliopsida; Brassicales; Brassicaceae
Product: protein PROTON GRADIENT REGULATION 5, chloroplastic
Biological process (GO): response to high light intensity; photosynthetic electron transport in photosystem I
Cellular component (GO): chloroplast
Molecular function (GO): electron transfer activity
Source: RefSeq, a predicted model, not a curated record
AACCAAAACAACACCCAAAACCUCGUCCACACCAAAAUGUGAAACUCAAAAACCAAAACCACACAAAUCAGUUUUCUCUUUCUCUUUCUCUUUCUCUCUACCAUUAGAACCGAUCAGAGAGACAGAGAGAAGCUAAUUUGAUUAUGGCUGCUGCUUCACUUCCUGCAACAGGAUAUAAUCGAGGUUUGCUAGGAACUUCCUUCUAUGGAGGUUGGGGAAGUUCCAUCUCCGGCGAAGAUUACCAAAACUUGCUCUCCAAGACGGUUGCGCCGCCGCAACAGGUCCGAGUCUCACGGAAGGCCAUCAGAGCAGUUCCUAUGAUGAAGAAUGUUAACGAAGGCAAAGGCUUAUUUGCACCAGUAGUUGUUGUCACACGCAACAUAGUUGGCAAGAAGAGGUUCAAUCAGCUUAGAGGAAAAGCCAUUGCUUUACACUCUCAGGUGAUCACAGAGUUCUGCAAAUCGAUUGGUGCAGAUGCUAAACAGAGACAAGGGCUUAUCAGGCUUGCUAAGAAGAACGGAGAGAGGCUUGGCUUCCUCGCUUAGGUCUUAAAAAAGAACAAAUCUUUCUCGUGCUCUCUCCUCUGUAUACACUUCACCCUCCUCUUGUUCUUCUUGUCUAGAUGUAUUUUGUUCAAACCUAUAAUCUUGAUUUUUGUUACAUUCCCUUUGCGGUUACUCAAAAACACAUGACUGCCAUUCUCAUCUGAUA